AUGUUCGAUUCUGCAGCUGCCCCGGCGACUCAAUACCCAUGUCCGGGUCCGCCAGAGGCGCCCGUGAUGUUUCUGGCCCUGACUCUAGUUUCACUUGUGGCGGGCGCUAUGGCAGGUGGCGCUGGUUGGCAAGGCGGUGGUUUUGAUAGCGGGUCCUCCAUCGGUGUAGCUCGUUCCUCCUUUGGUGGCGGCUUUAGUGGUUCUGGAGGUUACGGGCAAUCUGCUGGCGGGUGGGGUGGAAGCGGAGCAGGUCGAUCGGGUGGAAGUUGGAGUGGGUCCAACUUUGGACGAUCUGGAGGUAGCAAUGGCUUUAGUGGAUCUAGUUUUGGCCGAUCUGGAGGUGGAAGUAGUUGGGGCGGAUCAGGGCUCGGUCGAUCCGGAAGUGGCGGAUGGGGUGGCUCAGGAUCCAACUCGUUGGGCCGCUCUGGAGGAUGGGAUUCUGGAUCGGGAGGUUACAGCAGUGGUAAAUCUUCAAAUGGCUGGGAUAGCUCGAGCCUUGGAGGUCGCUCGAAUGGCGGUUGGUAA
Messenger RNA from Hyposmocoma kahamanoa, 525 nucleotides. RefSeq names its product ctenidin-3-like. The coding region runs from base 1 to 525 and encodes 174 amino acids. The transcript is spliced from 3 exons. Lineage: Eukaryota; Metazoa; Arthropoda; Insecta; Lepidoptera; Cosmopterigidae. The record is from RefSeq and is a predicted model, not a curated record.